Stegastes partitus (bicolor damselfish) is the source of this 4406-nucleotide messenger RNA. RefSeq names its product MSL complex subunit 2a (gene msl2a). Gene Ontology annotation, molecular function: ubiquitin protein ligase activity. The transcript is spliced from 3 exons. Lineage: Eukaryota; Metazoa; Chordata; Actinopteri; Pomacentridae. Gene Ontology annotation, cellular component: MSL complex. Gene Ontology annotation, biological process: protein ubiquitination. The record is from RefSeq and is a predicted model, not a curated record. Bases 818 to 2665 code for a protein of 615 amino acids.
UCACGGCUCGCCAAAUAUUAUAGCAAAAAGUAUCCAUAUCGUAGGAUUUCAGUUUGCAGCUUGCAUUUUGCUCCUACGUGUGAGGUAUAAGGCGGCCCUAGCGGGGUUAGUGAUACGGUUCAAUCUUCGCUAGCUAAUUUGGUUAGCCAUGCUAACGCUAGCUAGUUAGCUUUGUUUACAUCAAGUGCGCGCCUGGGAACUGUUAGCUGAUUUCUAACCAAACAAAUUAGUGAUCUUAGCAGCAGCUCGGCAUUCAGUUGAACGUCGAUGAGGAGACAGCGCUGGAUAGCAAACUGGCUCUAUGGCUAUCAUCGACCACCUCUUCUGUAAAUCGUUUGGCUGAUGUAGUAAGCUAACGUUAGCAGCAUGAUGCUAACCUUUUGAUCAUGGGUCUUUUGAUCAUUUGAUUCAGCGUUAGCCCUUUGGCUGUCUUGGGGGUAAUUAUAAGAUAGGGUCUAAUUGGUCCCCAUAAACGGAGACUUUAUUUGCGAUCUGAAAGAGCUCGUCGGUGAAAAGCAGCGACUUCGAACCGGCGAUGCUAACUUUAGCUAGCCACCUGCCGAACUAGCUAACGUUGUGCGCGUUUAGUGAGAACCGCUUCACCAUGGACGUUGUCUCAUAUUGUGUCUGUAAUUAAAUCACAACGAAUUUCUGCUUCGACACACUGGAGUGACUGAUAUUUGCACCGCCAGGCCAGUAUAUAUUUCUCCUCAUCAUCCUGAGACUUGGCUGCCUUCAACUCCGUCUUGUGGAGCUAGCGGCUGGAUUUUUUUCUACCCCUGGACCCUGUUUCCCUGAGGCUGCGGAGUACACCGCUAUGAACCCCGUCAAUGCAACCGCUCUGUACGUGUCCGCCAGCCGGGCCGUGCUGCAGUGCGACCCGAGGAAGCCUCACACCUUCGCAGAGAUGUACAAGCUACUGCCCUUCUUCAGACAGUCCCUCGCAUGUCUUGUCUGUGGUAAACUGCUCCAGGAUCCCAUCUCCCCAACACAUCCAGAGUGUCAGCAUUAUGUUUGCUUGGGCUGUAAAGGCCAGAAGAUGCAGAUCAGGCUAACGUGCAGCCGCUGUAAGGACUAUUCCUGCUUCCAGGAGAACAAACAGCUCUCUUUACUGGUGCAGUGCUACAGGAAGCUCUGCCUCUAUCUAACUCAUUCACCGUUGCUGCAGUCAAUCAGCAGCCAUGUAGGAGGGUCUCCAGAGGUUAUGGCCUUGCUAGAGGAGGUGCUAAUGUCACACAAAGAAGAGACAGACGACCUGAGCCUAGCACAGGAAGAUGUGAAUCCUUCUGGCCCUGAGUCCCUCACCCCCACAGAGGCACCACCUGCUCCUGCAGAGCUCUCAGCUGUACCCCAGAGCGCCUCCUCUGAUCCGCCGUGUUCCAAUGGACCGCAGGAAUGCAACGGAGAAGUGCUGGAGGACCUAGAUCCCUCUUCUCCUGAGCUGGAAGUGUGUGAGCUGGUAGAGGAGCAGCCGCAGGCAGGCCUGUCUGUAUCCAAUACUGCUUGUGGUGGUUUGGAACUGAGUCUGACCACUGGACCUUUAGCCCCAACACCAGGCACUGUGUGCUCACUCAGGGAUGGGGAAUCUAGUAGCAGGGAGCUGGAGGAGGGGGAAGUCUUGCUUCUCAGCGUGGAGGAGGUGUUACAGACAUUGGAUCCCCUUCAGCCUGGCCGAGACUCUCUUCAUACACAAGAACGGACACACACUCACACACACAUAGCCACGGACAGAGCUCACACUCAGAUGUACAUACAGUUGGAUGCAGCUCACAACUACACACAGAUUCAAACAGGCAGGACUAACACAUUGGCAGGCCAUGGUGCUCACAUACACACAUCCUCUUUUGAGCCUCCUCCAACCUCCAAGCCCCCACCAGUCCGCCUUAACAGAAAACGAUCUCGUUCAGAGAGUGACAGAGAAAAGGUGAAACCUCUCCCUAUAGCCUCCAUCCUGCAGGGCUCCCCCUCAAAUGUACACACUCCAAACCCCUCUCACACACUACACACACAACCACCCGCACCCUCCAUAACUGUACCAGCGCACACAUACUCGUCGCUGCCCAACGGGGUACCUCCCAAGCCCAGUCGCCCUGUGCCGAAUCACAAUAAAGGAGCCAGGAAACAUGUGGAUCCGACCCCUAAGAAGCCCCACGCCAAGGCCCGCAGUGGUGGAGGCUCCAAGACCAAGGACCGAAGCAAAGACCAGCGGUUGAUGGCGGGCUGCGUGGUGCCCCCAGCGCCCGUCAGGCCUCCGUACAAGAAGCCAGUGGAGAAGAAGGGCUGUAAAUGUGGCCGGGCCACCCAGAAUCCUUCUGUGUUGACCUGCAGGGGGCAGCGCUGUCCCUGCUACUCAAACCGCAAGGCAUGCUUGGAUUGUAUUUGUCGAGGUUGCCAGAACUCCUACAUGGCCAACGGUGAGAAGAAGCUCGAGGCCUUCGCUGUGCCAGAGAAGGCCUUAGAACAGACACGACUUACACUUGGCAUCAACCUCACCAGCAUCACAGCGGCUGCGGCGCUCCGCAACCCGGCAACCACCAGCAUCCGCACUAACACCCUCCUCAACGUCGCUACAGCUACAGGGACCCCCGUGACCACGGCCUUCCUGUCCCCCAGCCCCCCACAAGAGCCCAACUAUGAGGACAGCCUGGAGCUGCUGAUUGGAUGAGAGGCUGGGACUCCAAAAAUAGACAGCUUGGUGCUGAUUGAAUGUGACGGCUGAUAGUUGUGUCUGUCAGACAACCUGCACCUCCCCACCUGAGGGGAGGCAACCUAAGGCAGCUAUAGGUCUGUUCUGUCCUGUAACCUGCUCUUCUUCUGUGUUGGAAAAACGCUGAGUAGUAAGACUAGCAUGGGUGUGCCAAAGCCUCCUGUAUUGUGCCUGUGUGCCGGUGUGUAUUGUUGCCUGUCUGUAGUUAAACACUUAUACUCGGUUCCAAGGCUGUUCCGUACUUCACAGGUGCUUUUUUUUUUUUUUUUCUCGUUCAUAGACCGCAGACAUACUGUAAGAGGCAAUAGAAACCCAUACCAGGUUUUGUGUUUGUGUGUGCAAACAACUAUAGAUUCAAGUAUGUAUGCGAUUUUUUAUUUUUUUUUUUAGUUCGUUUCACAUUUGGUGCAUGAUGACAACAAUGACAUCAUCAUUGUCAUCAUUUUAAGGUUACAGCAUUUUCCACGUUUUGAAGUUUGUUCAAGAAAAUGCAUAAUUGGUAUCAGGACAGCCCUUACUAACCCUUAACUCUGUAUGUGCUCACACCUUAAUUGUGAAUGACUCUUGUGACUAAUCUUUGGAGAUCAUCUGUCUCACACAAGACUGUAUGCCUUUUCUAUCUCAUUAAUUCACUUAAUCCAAGUACUGUCGGCUGUUAAUGAAUUUGUCUUAAUGAACUUGACUGAUGCAGGCAUUGUACAGGCAGCGAGAUAAUGUCAAAGCACUUGGCUGGCUCCACGGUUUGUGUGCGUGAGUGCGUGUGUGCGCGAGUGUGUGUGUGUGUGUGUGUGUGUGUAUGCGCCUGCUGAGAUUUACUGUAAUGUCAGUGGGGAGGCGGAUGGUGGGUUGUAAGCACUUAGUCUGAUUGAUUGGCCAAAUUACAACUAAAACCAUUCUUGGUUACCAUAGCAAUAGGAGCGCCAACAAGGAGCCUCCCAGCUCCCGUGCACACACAGUUGUUUACAGUAUUGCCGUUGUUGACUAUAACUGACUGUCUUCAAAACGAAUAUACCGCUAUGUUUUGAUUAUGGGAUUGUACAUGACUCUCUGUGUGUGUAUAGAUUAACUGAAGCCAUAGGUUGUCAUUAACAAGACAAAAUAUCCUCUGUGUGUGCAUCUCCCCCCCACCCCACCCCACCCCACCACUCCCACCUCCACAGUUGUAGUGUCCCGACUGAUCAGAGACCAACUCAAGAGACUAUUUUUGAUACCAAGUGUUUUGAGAUUUGGUACCACUGUUUUUUUUUGGUUUUUUUUUUGGUUAAAUCACAAUGAAGCCCUCCUAUUACUCACGAGGCUGCGUGUUGUCCGUGUUUGUGUUUACUGUCUCAGCUGUAACUACAAUAUGUUUGUCAGUCCAGUCAUGGCGACCAAAAACAGACUGAAAAGAGAGAGAGAGAGAGGACUCAGGCUGACCAAACAAACACCUUGGUUCUCCGCUCAUAGACCAGGAAGUAGCAGGUGGAUUACAGUAUGAUCAGCAAAUAUGAUCUAUCUUCCUCUGUGCGUGUGUAUGUUUCAAAAUGUAUUUCUUUUGGGCAUUACUUGAACCCUGAUUAGUUUUUGGUAUUGUUUUUUUUUUUUUUUUUUUAAUGUAAAGACUCUUGUUUGAGGAGUGACUAUUAUUGCUGAAACAUUCACUGCCAUAUUAUGGAAACAUGUAAUACAACAUGAAUUAAAUGAUAGUUUUUUACUUUUU